GAAGUCAGUCCAAGGAGACGGAGGUAGUGUUAGGGCUGAUGAGGCAUCUCAGACUGACUGGAAAGCCCUCUGGGUCUCCAAGUACAAUGGGUCCUGUCUUCUUUCAGAAAGUAGGCAAGGCUUGGCCCAGGUUCUUGCUACCUGUCUCUUUGCUGAUCUUGUUUCUGGCUCUAGUGGCUACAGAAGAUCACUUGGUUUCCACUCUGAAGACUCUGUAUGAAGUGGAAGCUCCGUUGUCAAAAAAGCGUAUCCUGCAGACUCAGGGUGAGGGAAAUACUAUAGAGUCUGAGUUCCAAGAUGAACCUGAUUCUGACUCAAGCGAGGAUGAAGGAAGUGAGGAUCUUGGAGAUGAGGAUGAAGGUGAGAAUGCAUCAGAAGAAGAGGAAGAGGAAGAGGAUUCCCCCUUCCAGAAGACUGGAGGUGAGCUCAGCACUCUCCACCUGGACCCCAGGGGAAGGGAAUGCGUGAGUGCACAUAUGUAGACAUAGUGACAAAAAAGGCCACCAAGGGAUACUGAGCAGGAAAUAGAAAGUCAAAAGCAGGCCUGAAAAGGAUAGAUGGAAUCUUGGGUCUUUAACUUGGAGGAUUAAGGCUGGGACAUCAUCCUUCAUCAAAUGUCUGAAGGAUUUCUGUGUACAAGAAAGGGUCAGUCUGCCCAAAGCCAGAAGGCAAAGAUUCUCUCUUGGGAGAGAUUUUCGUGGCAAAGCUGAGCCACAACAUUGCAGAGGGAGGGGAUUCUUGUUCAUGCCUAGUUCUAGAGUUGAGAUUCAUGGGUCAUUUGGCUGUGGGUGGGACAGCAUUGGAAAUCAGCUUUCCUUCAAGGCCCCUUUCUGAAAGGCAUGCUGGAAGAAACUUCCAUCUGCCUCAGACUAUUUCUCAGACUAACAUCUGAGAGGAAACUUAUGAAGGAUUUGCCCCAUUUAAUACUGGUAAGAUAUGGGAACGUGGGAGAGGAUGGGUGAGAGAAGCUGCUACAUUCAACUAGAUAGGUCACUGUCAGAGAUCUGUCAACACCAGAUUUAUCUUCAUCCUCCUAACACCCCCAGAAGUGAAGACCUUAGUGGACAAGUUGGUGGUGUAGCCACAUGAAACUGAGGCCUGAGACCUGGUCCAAGAUCUAGUUCCCAAGUGAAAUCUGGUUGUCAACACAGGCCCUAAGGAUUGGUGGUGUUAGGGCACCAGAAGGGAAGCUGGCUCAAUGAGAAAUCCCAUUCUGACAUCCUUUUCUUUGUACCCUACAGGCCUAUAAAGUUGCUGCCAGGAGCCUUUGCUAAGAAUCUGUUUCUGGUUCUUCUACCCUGUUCUUUGCCCCCACUUUAUUCCUGAGCAACAGCUCUAUCUUCUUAAUAAAUGCAUCUGAGAAAA
Messenger RNA from Monodelphis domestica (gray short-tailed opossum), 1365 nucleotides. RefSeq lists its product as uncharacterized. Lineage: Eukaryota; Metazoa; Chordata; Mammalia; Didelphimorphia; Didelphidae. The record is from RefSeq and is a predicted model, not a curated record.